CCCAUCGACGGAGCUGCGGCGUCUUCCUCUCUCAAUUUUCCCCAGCAACCGACGCCCUCCUUCCCCAUCGACGGAGCUGCGGCGCUCUCCUUCGUCAUCCACCAAAUUGCUGACGCUAACCCAUGCUCUCCUUCCGACCGACCUACAGCAUGGCGCAUCCGCAUCGCCAAGAACUGGAUCCCCAUUGACCGAGCUCCACCAAGGCACAUCCCCAACCCUAGCAAGCGGAUCUACUGGAACCCUACUGCCCGAGCUCCACCAAACCGCAUCACCAACCCUAGCAAGCGGAUCUACAUUGUCCAAAUCGCACUGACCGGGCUCCAGCACGGCGCAUCUCCAACUCUACCAAGCGGAUCUCCAUUGUUGAAAUCGCAGGUUCAGUUCGACGAAAAAGAUCUGGAUCCGCAAAUGCUAUUCCAAUGACUACCUUCUGCGCCUCUUGCCUCCUCGUGUGCGCCACGCGUUCAUAGAUUUUCGAUCUCACUACGCAUUUGCUCAGAACUGGUUAAAGCUCGGUUGCUUCCCCGUGUUUGCUAUCUGCUAAUAGAUCUACAUUUAACUAAAGAGUGCACUACUAACCUUGGGACUUGAACGGAACGCCAAAAAAAUUGCUAGUACAAUGAUCUCACUCCACAUUUGUUCAGAGAUACUUACAAGCUGGCAAACCUUGUCUGCUUAAACAACGAGAUCGACAUUUCACUAAGGAGUGCACUACAAACCUUGGGACUUCAACGGAACGCCUAAAACAUUGCUGAUCAAGAUGGUUUUUAGUCCACUUUCAAGCUUACAACCCAGAGACUGGCACAAGACAAUCCAUGUACGCAUUUGCAGAAAAUGGGAAUUCCAUGGAAGCAAUGAAAAUGGUCCACUACAACACAUUGAUAUGGUUCUUGUCGACAACCAGGGAAAUACUAUGUACGCUGAGAUACCUGCAAAAGAAGCAGACAAGCUAGGACCUAUGAUUCAAGUGGACAGAACCUAUGUUAUAGCUCGCUUCAAAGUUUGCAAUGCAAAAAAAAUUUUCAAAUCUGUCCCAGGUCCCUAUAUGCUAGAAUUCACCUGCCAUACCAAAAUUAGUGCUGCAACCGAGCAAAUAACUGGGCCUAAGUAUAUCUACAACCUAACUCCUUUUGAAAAACUCCCAGAAUUCAUCAAUGACACCAAAAAAUUCCAUGAUAUCCUUGGCAUUAUAACAGAAAUCAAUGAACCAGAGUGGAUCCCCUUCUCCAAUCAGCCUAAUCCUUCCCUACGACGUGACAUCAAGUUGACAGAUGGAUGUGGCCAAGAGAUAAAAAUGGCAAUUUGGGGUUCGAAAGCAACACAAUUUAAAGUCCCUGAAGAUCCAAAUACGGAAGACAGACCAGCUAUAGUGCUAUUCACAGGAUGUCUAGUUAAAUACUAUCAAGAAAAUUUUUAUGUUAGUGGAUACUCUGCGUGCCAUUGGUAUAUCAAUCCUGACAUACCAGAAGCAGGAAGCCUACUAAACAGAACACAUGGUCAAUCUUACAAGAUUAAAAGAUCCGGCAUUCCAAUUGCUCAACAAAGCCAGCCAGAACCUCCACCUGUACCUGAUUUCCUCACGCUACAGGAAAUGGAAGCUAUAGAUCCAUACGAAUUUCCGGCAACUGGAUGCCGAUGCACUGUUACAAUUGUCCGUUUAGUUGAAACACAAAAUUGGUGGUAUCCAGCUUGCAACUUAUGCAAGAAGUCAUGCCUACCAGAAGGUUCAUCUUACAGAUGUCCAAAAUGCAACAUAUUGGACAUGUACACAUACAAAUACAAGCUGCCAUUUUUUGCUUCCGAUGGAACUGAAGAAUCAGAGAUGAUUGCCUUUGCUGCUGUUGCUCAAUCCAUAGUUGGCAAACCAGUUGAAACUGUGAUGAGAUCAAUAAGAAAUAGAGACAACAUUCCUCCUGAUAUUGCUGCCAUUAUAUCCUCAAAAUUCACCUUCUCUGUCGCAAUGGCAUAAUCUAGCUUCAGUAAACCAAAGAAAUCCUACCAAAUCAACAGCAUAUUGCACAACUAUGGGAAACAACGUGCUCUACCAUUCCACGGUCCAAAUCAAGCUCAACUGUCAGAUGAACAUAACCAGUUAUCUGCCCAGCCUAGUGCAAGUACUUCUCCAUCAUACAUUCCUCCUGGUAGUUCUCAAAAUCCUCUCCAUGAAACUCCAACCAAAAUACUACCGCUAGACCAGAUCCUCCUGCAAACUCCACCAAAAAACAUAGAGAUCCCUAAAAACGGCAAAGGAGAUGACAAUAUCGUUGAUCCUACACCAUCAACCGAAGCAAA
This is a messenger RNA of Panicum virgatum (switchgrass), 2292 nucleotides long. Its product is annotated as replication protein A 70 kDa DNA-binding subunit-like. The transcript has 15 exons. Gene Ontology annotation, molecular function: DNA binding. The coding region runs from base 761 to 1969 and encodes 402 amino acids. Gene Ontology annotation, biological process: DNA repair; DNA replication; DNA recombination. Gene Ontology annotation, cellular component: nucleus. NCBI's taxonomy places the organism in Eukaryota, Viridiplantae, Streptophyta, Magnoliopsida, Poales, Poaceae. The record is from RefSeq and is a predicted model, not a curated record.